Messenger RNA from Boeremia exigua, 1545 nucleotides. RefSeq lists its product as uncharacterized. Gene Ontology annotation, molecular function: protein binding. Lineage: Eukaryota; Fungi; Ascomycota; Dothideomycetes; Pleosporales; Didymellaceae. The record is from RefSeq and is a predicted model, not a curated record. The transcript is spliced from 4 exons. The coding region runs from base 321 to 1178 and encodes 285 amino acids.
CCUACUACUUUACAGUAUCCCACCUUGAGGCUAUACCAUCCAGAGUUCAUACUCCCACUCGGCUACGCUUGCGGUUCCUACCGGUCCACUUGCCGAAGAUCCCUUGAUCCUUGGUUACCAUCCCUACGGAUCUGCACGUCGACAUUCACACGCCUACGUAGUGUCGCCAAGAUACAAAAGAUUUCGAGUCGCGUCCUGUACAUCCAAGAUCUUAUCACUGCAGAUCUGACGUUCCACACGACCCCUAUUAAAUAGGCCUCGAAUCCACCCAUUGCUGGCAUCACUUCACUAUCCAACACCAUUACUACCACAAUCUCAAAAUGGAUUCCCCGACAGUCGAGCUCCGGUCUGCUCUGGCUUCACUUUUUGAAUGCGGAAAGUACUCAGAUCUGACCAUUGUCUGUGGUAGCAACAGAUACCAAGUACAUCGCGCACUUGUGGCAACUCGCUCAACCUUUUUUGAAGGUGCAUGCCGUGGUGGCUUCCAAGAAUCGGCAACAGGUGUCAUCGACCUCACCGAGGACGAUGCAGAAGCUGUCGAACAUAUGGUUCACUAUUUCUACCAUCUGGACUACCUCAACAAGCAAAGUUCGCAGCGAUCGACUCGUCCCCAAUCUCCAAGCCCAGUGACGUCGCGCUUCACAAAACGCAGUCCACCAAAAAAGCUCAACUUGGCAUUUUUAGAUGACCCGCUGCUUGCGCAAAUGUCUGCUGCGAGUCCGUUGACGCCUCCUGCCGAGGACACUGUAUUCCGUCCUAUCGAUGCCACCCUGAAGCUCCCCGAUACGCCAAUGGUUGAGCAAUUUGCAGACGAUUACAAUGAGUAUGCCACUAUGGAGCCAGAGGUUGACGUCGAAAGCGCUCAUCUGGUCAUCCACGCUAAGGUGUACGCGAUUGCAGAGAAGUACGGCAUUACUGGCCUGAAAUCACUGGCACGCACCAAAUUCGCCUAUCAGAUCUCUACCCAUCUGAAUAGCCCAGAGUUUGCAGACGCCUGCCAAGAGGCGUACGAGACAACGUUUCACACCGAUCGUGGCCUGCGGGACGUUAUCAUUCAAACUUUCCGCGCCAACCCUGAUCUGUCCAUGCGCGAGGAUGUCGAGAUGGCGGUCCGCGAGACGCCCGGCCUCGCCUUCGAGUUAUUCCGCAUGGCCAGCGGCCUCCCAGUGUCAUCUUGAAGACCGAGCUUACGAGGCUCGCGGAAGCGAGCACAGCUCCACUCCAUUCGACUGUUUAGUCCUGGCAGAUCGCGAUGACUUAGACCUAAUCCAGCUGUGGAUUUCUGGUCGAGUAUCGUACGUGUCGCCGUCGAUAUAAACCAGCGACGACCUGAGACCCAGAAGAGCCUUCCCUUGCGGAUCUCCAGGCCAUGAUUGCUCUAAGCUGUAUAGCACUCUUCUGCACCGUGCAGAUGGGUACUUGCAUUUCACGCAUCGAACAGGUUCGCAGAAUGUUAGGAAAAUGACUAUGAUAUUGAAGUUACUCCAGACCACAGGGCAAAACGGGACAAGACAGUGUAGCUUAGAUGGGAUACCGCUUGUCUGG